Molecule: messenger RNA, 7027 nt
Organism: Salmo salar (Atlantic salmon)
Lineage: Eukaryota; Metazoa; Chordata; Actinopteri; Salmoniformes; Salmonidae
Product: protein kinase C epsilon type
Biological process (GO): protein phosphorylation
Molecular function (GO): ATP binding; diacylglycerol-dependent serine/threonine kinase activity
Source: RefSeq, a predicted model, not a curated record
GAAAAGAGAAUGAUGUAAUCAGUAGGCCUACUCCAGCACAUCAUAUCACUGUAUCUGUCACUUGAGCCCUUGGAUGCGCCUCUGUCCUGACAGCCUGGUCGACUCGCCUACACUGACAGUUGUGUUGCACUCCCCCAUCUGGAAUAGACAAGACGCAGCGCGCCUCAGAAAAAGAAACUGACGUGUUUUGCGCAUUUCCUGCACCAGUGUUUAGACGGUCGGUGGAGAAAAGGGAGGUGUGCAGGAAACCAAGAACAGCAACGGCGAGAAAACAGCCUGGGAGUUUAAGGAGCAAACUGAAACCAAGUACAGCAACGGCAAGAAAACAGCCUGGGAGUAUAAGGAGCGAACAGAAACCAAGAAAACCACAACAGAGUCGACCUGCAACUAUACACUGCUUGAGCAAUUCACAAGUCGGGUAGCCGGUUUGGGAAACAUCCCAAAUGCUCGGCGAGGAGGCAGCAGUUUCUUCCAACGGUGGAAUACGAGUGUUUAUAAAGCCUAGUGGAGUUGCCGAGGAUAGUUUUGAUAGAUUUUGCUCUGUCGUGUUGCGGUUUGGGUAGGCUGUUGACAUUCCAACUGCUGCAUGGUCGUAUUUUUCCUUCAUAUAAGCUUUUCAAGACGUGUAUUUAUUCUAUUCAAAAGAAAGGCUUUGUCUGGUUAAACGCCAAAUGUGGAUUAUCAUUGGGAAAACCAAGACUGCCAGAGAGCAAAAACGAGACAAUUUACUCUCACUAGACUGUUUCGGGAGGACUGAUUUGCAUCCGAUUGGUAGGCUAUGUGUGUACUAGAGUGAGACGGGACAGCAUUUUCCCGUUACAUUCAAGUCUCAACCCAUUCAAACCGUGGUCUUAAUUUGAGGAUUCAAACAAUACAUAAAACUAGGACAAAUGAUUUAUGACCAGUUGAAGUGUUUGGGUUAAAGGAUUAUAUUGUAAACAACCACUCUGUUCCAAGUCCUAUUGAGGAGGAUUACAUCACCGCCAUGGUGGUUUUCAAUGGGUUAUUGAAGAUCAAGAUUUGUGAGGCGUUGGACUUGAAACCGACAGCUUGGUCUCUUAGGCAUGCGGUUGGCCCAAAGACCCAGACUUUUCUCUUAGACACAUACAUUGCACUAAACGUGGAUGACUCGCGUGUGGGCCAAACUUCCACCAAACAGAAAACCAACAGCCCUGCGUGGAACGACGAGUUCGUUACAGAGGUGCAUGACGGAAGGAAAAUCGAACUGUCGGUGUUUCACGACGCGCCAAUUGGAUAUGACGAUUUCGUGGCCAACUGCAUCAUACAGUUCGAAGAUAUAUUGCAGAAUGGCAGUAAGCACUACGAGGAAUGGAUUGACUUGGAGCCUGAGGGGAAGGUGUACGUCGUCAUGGACCUGUCUGGAUCCUCUAGUGAAGCUCCAGGCUCCAGUGAGAAUGCUGAGGAGCGUGUGUUUCGGGAGCGCAUGCGGCCUAGGAAGAGGCAGGGUGCCGUACGAAGGAGGGUCCAUCAGGUCAACGGACACAAGUUCAUGGCCACCUACCUGCGGCAGCCUACCUACUGCUCCCACUGCAGAGACUUUAUAUGGGGUGUGAUUGGGAAACAGGGCUACCAGUGUCAAGUGUGCACGUGUGUAGUCCAUAAGCGCUGCCAUGAGCUCAUCAUCACAAAAUGUGCUGGGAUGAAGAAAGACAAAGAGGACACCACACCAGAGGAGGUUGGAUCCCAGCGGUUCAGCGUUAAUAUGCCUCAUAAGUUUGGUAUUCACAACUUCAAAGUCCUAACCUUCUGUGACCACUGUGGAUCGCUACUGUGGGGCCUGCUCAGACAAGGGCUGCAAUGCAAAGUCUGUAAGGUGAAUGUACACAGACGCUGUGAAAGUAACGUGGCUCCUAACUGUGGGGUGGACGCGAGGGGCAUCGCCAAGGUUCUGUCUGACCUGGGGGUCACACCAGACAAGAUCUCCAGCAGUGCCCAGAGGAGGAAAAAGAUAACACAAGAACCCCAGCAGCCGUUACCAUGUACUCCCCAGGCAGAGGAGGACCGAUCCAAAUCAGCCCCCACCUCCCCAUGUGAUCAAGACCUGAAAGAGUUGGAGAACAUACGCAAGGCGCUGUUGUUUGACCAACGUGGACAGGAACACAAGUCGGCCUCGUCAUCUUCUUCCAGCAAGGUGGUGGUGGGCUCAGAGGGGGGCGAGCCCCGGGAGAAUGGAGAGCUCAAGACUGUCCAGACCAAGAGGAUGACGCUGCAGAACUUCCUCUUCAUCAAGGUCCUGGGCAAAGGCAGCUUCGGAAAGGUGAUGCUGGCUGAGCUGAAAGGGACAGAUGAGGUGUAUGCUGUGAAGGUGCUGAAGAAAGACGUGAUCCUGCAGGAUGAUGAUGUGGACUGUACCCUGACAGAGAAACGCAUCCUGGCCCUGGCUAGGAAACACCCCUACCUAACCCAGCUCUUCUGCUGCUUCCAGACCAAGGACCGUCUGUUCUUUGUGAUGGAGUAUGUAAAUGGAGGAGACCUGAUGUUUCAGAUCCAGCGCUCCAGGAAGUUUGACGAGACGCGCUCUCGCUUCUAUGCCGCCGAAGUCACUUCUGCCCUCAUGUUCCUUCACCAACAUGGAGUAAUCUACAGAGAUCUGAAACUGGAUAACAUUCUGUUGGAUGCACAGGGCCACUGUAAACUGGCUGACUUUGGCAUGUGUAAGGAGGGGAUCCUCAAUGGAGUCACCACCACCACCUUCUGUGGGACCCCAGACUACAUCGCUCCGGAGAUCCUACAGGAGCUAGAAUAUGGCCCCUCUGUGGACUGGUGGGCUCUGGGGGUGCUUAUGUACGAGAUGAUGGCUGGCCAGCCCCCCUUUGAGGCCGAUAAUGAGGAUGACCUGUUUGAGUCCAUUCUCCACGAUGAUGUCCUCUACCCAGUGUGGCUAAGCAAGGAGGCAGUCUCCAUCCUCAAAGCGUUCAUGACGAAGAGUCCAAACAAGCGUCUGGGCUGUGUGAUCACCCAGGGCUUGGAGGAGGCCAUCAAGGUUCAUCCCUUCUUCAAGGAGAUGGACUGGGUUCUGCUGGAGCAGAAGAGGGUCAAACCACCCUUCAAACCUCGCAUUAAAACCAAAAGGGACGUGAACAACUUUGACCAGGACUUCACUCGCGAGGAACCUGUCCUCACCCCUGUAGAAGACGCUAUUAUUAAGCAGAUCAACCAAGACGAGUUCAAGGGUUUCUCCUACUUUGGAGGGGAGGAGAAUCUGCCCUAAGGCCUGCACACACACCAACACACACACACACACACCAACACACAAACAAACACGUAUAGACACACAUACAUGCAGGAACACUGACAUACACACACAUUUACGAACACACAUACAAACAUACAUACAUACAUGCAAACCAAUGUAUUUUCUCCCAUGCAGACAAACAGAAUUAUAAAAUACACACAGAGUAAAUUAUUACUUUCACACACUCAUAUAAAACUCCGGUCAUUAGGGCCUCAGAUUAGUACCAACUUCAAAACCUAAAGCAGACCAUCUAUAGCGCUCUACCAGUAUAUCUGUCUGUAUGGCUUGUCUGUCCAUCAGUGCAUGUUUUCUAUGUUACAAACCAAUGUAAUUCAAGAGUAGGUCAGAUAGGAAGCCCAUCUGCUUUAUUAUCAAGGUCAUAUUGGCUGGUCCAGAUCAGAGUGGUGGAUCAAACCAAACUCCUUGUGGUGGAGGGCGGCCCUAGGAUUGGCCCCCUGACACUGAAUAUAGCCUGGUCCUUGCCCCCCUGGCCCAGGCUGAUAACAGUGAUGAAAACUCCUCACAGUCCAGCCCCAGAUUGUCACAAGGCCCUUUCCAGUGGACUAUGAAAUGUACAGGGAAUGUUUGUGUGACGGUGUCAACCUUUUGUGUAUAUAAGGAUUUAAAGGUCAGGGGUUAUGUGUGCUUUGGGCAGGGGUCUUGUUCGACAUGGUCUCCGUACGAUAGGUCAGACUUUCAACUGUUUCGUCAACCAUCCUAGUUCCUCAGUGAGUAUAUGAUACUGAAAUAAUUAUAUUAUAUGAAUCUGUAAUUUCUUAAGCUGUCUUGUAAGUCUCUCAAUGUACUAGAAUGUUCUCCUCCUCUGCCAUGUUUAAACUGGAUGUACUAGAAUGUCCUCCUCUGCCAUGUUUAAACUGGAUGUACUAGAAUGUCCUCCUCCUCUGCCAUGUUUAAACUGGAUGUACUAGAAUGUCCUCCUCUGCCAUGUUUAAACUGGAUGUACUAGAAUGUCCUCCUCUGCCAUGUUUAAAUGCAACAACAACAAAAAAAUCCAUAGAGCCAAUGAUUGUAUUUAAAAAAGCUAAAACCAAUUGGUUCACAGUGUCAAUAAAAAAUAGAAGCCUGUUUCAAAGUUUCCUCAAGAUCAAAACGACGGCAGAAUUAGAACGAGUCCAUGUACAGCACAUCAAAUGCCAGUUGUGUGGCUGCAGAUCAGUUACGUAUUGUAGAUAUGCCCACAGUGUUAUUGUAGUCUAGCUUCAUGUAUUCCAAAUGAAUGUCAUGGGUUUCAAUGUGGACGAAUGUGCUUGUAUGCAUGAGUGAUGGUGGGGAUGCAACUGAAUGUAUCGGGUCUGUGUGUGUGUGUGUGUGUGUGUGUGUGUGUGUGUGUGUGUGUGUGUGUGUGUGUGUGUGUGUGUGUGUGUGUGUGUGUGUGUGUGUGUGUGUGUGUGUGUGUGUGUGUGUGUGUGUGUGUGUGUGUGUGUGUCAGUAAGUAUACUGCACGUACGCUAGUUUGUGAGUGUCUGUUUGUGCGUGUGUGACAUAGGCAGUGGGUUCAUGAGAAGGACCCUCUUGAAGCUUUUACAUUUCAUUGUGUCUGUUUAUUUUAUUGUGUGUUUUAUUUCAUUGUGUGUUUUAUUUGUCGUGAUUUUACUGGAUUGUCUUGUUGCUCAGCGUCUGAAAUCCUGGAUUUCCCUGCUAUGCAACAAGACUCACAAUCAUGUGGGGGAAGGCAUCACCAGAUAGUCGUGUCUUUCCCUCUGUACAGACCACCUUGUAUAUAGAAGCCUGUGGACUUCUUGGAGAAAUUGAGGUAUCAUCCAUUGCAUGGUUAUGCAUAUGAUGUUAUUGUGUAUUACUAGAAUAUGAAAAAGUGACAAUGUCCAUGUGCAAUAUUCUAUGUCCGUCUGUCUGUUUUUGGUUUCCUUUGCUUUCUUGCCAGGUGUCUUCGCUGUUCUUCCUCCCACUGAGUCUUUGCUGCUGUUCUGUAUGGUUUUACAGUAUAUGCAUGGCUGUUUUCAUUUGCCUGUCUUUAACCCCAUUGAUAGCCAUGUCUAUGUGCUUCCUUCAGAAUGCUCCAUCAAACCACCACACCACCCCUCUCCUUGCCUUCUCUCAACUCUUUUGAAGAAAGGUCAACAUUUCCUAUAGUAUAUCUCUUUAAAAAGGUCAACCUUUUCUAUAGCAUACUUCUUUAAAAAGGUCAACAUUUCCUAUAGCAUAUCUCUUUAAAAAGGUCAACCUUUUCUAUAGCAUACUUCUUUAAAAAGGUCAACAUUUCCUAUAGCAUAUCUCUUUAAAAAGGUCAACAUAUCCUAUAGCAUAUCUCUUUAAAUAAGGUCAACAUUUCCUGUAGCAUAUCUCUUUAAAAAAGGUCAACCUUUCCUGUAGCAUAUCUCUUUAAAAAGGUCAACAUUUCCUGUAACAUAUCUCUUUAAAAAGUCAACAUUUCCUAUAUCAUAUCUCUUUAAAAAAGGUAAACAUUUCCUGUAGCAUAUCUCAUUAGAACAUUAAUAUUACCAAAGGUAGUAAAUCUAUUAGAUUCAUGAAGCUUAUAGAAACCAUUGACCUUCUUAAUGCAUUCAAGCCAAAUAACUCUCUGGCCAAGAUACUGUAUGUGUUAUUGUAAGCCUUCACCAAAUCAAGGUAAAGUCAAAUCUACUGUCAUAUUCUGUCAGUAGAACACAAAAAUAACAAUGUUGGUUUGUUAUGAUAUUACAAGUUGUACAUUCCAUUUUAGAGUAAAAACUUGAAAGUAACUUUCAAAUGUUGGGUUCAUAUUGAAGAGGUAGUGUAGUAGUGAUAGUAUGAAUACUGUAGAAGUAGCAGUAGCAGUUGUUAUUGUAGUAGUAUUAGUUAUUGUUGUAUUAUUAGUAGCAUGUAUAACAGUGCUAGCUCCACUAGUAGUAGCAAUUGUGGUAUGGGGAGCAGAAGUAACUGUAGCAACAGUGGUUGUAACAGCGUUCAUAGUGGACGGUAUCAUGGAAUCAACUGUCAAAGCAAUACUGAUGCUCCUGCCCCCCCCCCCACACACACACACACACACACACCACUGCAUGAAGGCCGUUCAUUCACCCAAAGCAACCACACCUUUGACACACCUGCAUCUGUGUCAAUUAAUCACAUGACCCCCAACAUGAGAACAGUGUUGAAGAGAGGACAUUUGUGUUUUGUUUUGUAAGAUGGCAGACCCCCGUCCUACUCCGACCCAUACGGACGGUGUCCCUAGAGGUCCAAAAUGCUCCAUGCCAAAUCCUUAACUCCAACUUUCCAUGGUCCUUCUUUUAUUGUGUACUUUUUAAACUGUUUGUAAAAGGAAGAAAAAAAACUCAUAGGAAACCCAUUUGUCUGUUGUAAAGUCAGUGAAGCAGAUGAAUGAGUACAAUGUACAUUGUUGAAGAAGUACAUCUGACGAAGUAUUAUGUGUUUGUUACAUACAGUAGAAUAAAACACACAGCCGUGGGUCACAUGCAUUAUAUUACUGUAUGUACCUCUGUACAUGUAGGGUUUCCUAAUGGAGACUACUUCUGUAAUAAAAGCAUGCAGAAUAUCUAUUGGAAUGUCUUUUUAAUCCAGGACUACACUGAUUCUGGGUCUGGGAAUCUGGACAAUAGUAUUGGAUUUCUGGUUUCUGUAUUGUGAAGCUUUCUAUGUACAGUUUGUCACCUGACUGUUUUAUUUUGAAGUCCUUUGGCAUUCAGUACUGUAUGUCAUUGUAAGCAUUUUGCUGUGUGCCAAAUGUAUUCUAAAGGAUGUGAAUGUGUACUGUUGGUUUUUGGAACUUAUUAAAUAUAAUGAUGUCAAAACAAA